Molecule: messenger RNA, 3413 nt
Organism: Drosophila ficusphila
Lineage: Eukaryota; Metazoa; Arthropoda; Insecta; Diptera; Drosophilidae
Gene: stv
Product: BAG domain-containing protein Samui
Exons: 3
Coding region: 679-2619 (646 amino acids)
Biological process (GO): protein stabilization
Cellular component (GO): cytosol; membrane; cytoplasm
Molecular function (GO): protein-folding chaperone binding; adenyl-nucleotide exchange factor activity
Source: RefSeq, a predicted model, not a curated record
UUGGCAGCGUGAGGACGCCCGUGUGGAUGCGUGGCCCGAAGAAAACAACAACAAUACCGAGUGGCAAUGUGCAAAAAUAAAAAAUCUAUAUAUAUUUUAAAUUGAAUAUAGAAAUCCGACAAACCCACUCGCACACACACACACUCGCACACACACAAACACACACAGGGCCACAGAGAGCGCGAGCGGAAAUACUAAAACGUUAAAAAGCUUGAAAGUGGAAGUAGAAACAAAAAAUUGGCCGAGUAGAAAGUGUGGCCAAAAGUGACAUCACACUCCGGGCAGCAAAAUCAGCGCAUCAGGAGCAAGCCAAAAAAAAAAAAAAAAUUACCAGGAACAUACGAGAACUCCAAAUCGAGCGGUAUUCGCACGCGUCGUCGCUCAAGGUGAGCCCGCGCCACCCCCUCCGAAAUCACCUUCCCGAACACCCCGCACCACACCCCCCCGAAACCCACUAUUCGCGUCCAAAAAAGCAAAAAAAAAAAACCAAAAAUUAAUCUCAACAACUGGCACGACAAGUAGUCGCCGACGAAAAGUCACCGCCAAGUAUCAACAAAAGGAAAUAAAUUAAAAAUUGUCGCUACGCAGCGCGAGACGACGGAUUCGAUAGCGGUUUGGUCAGCGGUACGGUUACGGUUGCGUUUUUUCUCCCGAUUUUCUGGCCUAAGCUAAGCAGCUAUGAAGCCCACUGUGAUGGCAGCCAAUCAGGCGCAAAGCAAUCCCCCGAACGCCGGUGGCAAUGGAGCACCGAGUGGACCCGGAGUGAAUAUACCCGUUAAUCGAGAGUACGUGAGCGGUGGCUACGGAUCGCCACAGCAGCAGGCGGGGCAGAGCCCCCACUUCCACAAUCCCCCAAAUGCUUACGGAUCGCCCAGGCAGCAGCCGCAGCACUUUCAGCAGGUUCCCCCGAAUCAGCAGCAGCAACACUUUCAGCCGUCUUUUGGAUUUGAACCGAGCAUGGACAUGGACAACAUGUUCCCGCGCUCGCAUCUGGGCAGGAUGCACGAUCCCUUCGCGGGAUUCGGCGACUCACGUAAGCGGAGCAGUUUGCACGGUGGUGGCCAAGCCAAUGCUGACGAUGACUUUUCAUCCUAUUUCGACGACCCAGACUUUGGAUUCCCCCGCUUCUCGACGAUGGGCCGCAGAGGUCGAAUGGCCGGCGGGGCGAACAGUCACAUGGAUCACGACGAUGACUUCUUCAACCGGCUGCCCUCGGAGUUCCGUCAGUACAUCCCCGACGGGUUUGGGGCCAGACGCGGUCAAGGAGUUCCUGCACCAGGACACCCUGCACCCCAGCAACAGCAGCCGCAGCAGCAGCCACAUCCCCAGGCGCAGCAGCACUACCAGUACGCUGUGCCUCCCCAGCAGCAGCCAGUCUAUGUGGGAUCACCGCAGCCGCAGCAGCAACAGGUGCCCCAGUCGCCAUCGAAGCGCCUUUGCGAUGCGGCCAUUCAAACGGAGGAUCCCACCGGUCGCUCCGAGGUGGACUGUGCUCCGCCCUCCAAUCUGAAUCAGCACGGACUGCGCAACACCGUGGACAUGGGCGUGAAGAGUGCCGCCGAGCAGGAUCAGGGAUUGCGCUCCCACUCCGCCCCGCCGCCAGAGCAGCAGCAGCAGAAUCUGCUCUACCAGCAGCAGCAUCCGCAGCAGCAGCAGCACCACCAGCAACCGCAGCAACAGUUCGGCACCCAGACCAGUCCACCGGUGCAGGGUGGUCCGCAGUUCAAGACCUACUACGCUCCCCAGCAGCAGACGCAUCCGCAGCAGAAGCAGGCCACUCCGCCGCCAGCUCCACAGACGCCCGGCGGCACCUAUGUGCGCACCAUUCCCAUCUUCGUGGAGGGACGCACCGAGCCGAUCAUCAAUGCCCACAAGGAGAUACCAAACCAGAAUGCUCCGCCCAGUGCCCAAGCUCAGGCGCAGGCUCAAGCUCAGGCACAGGCUCAGGCUCACUAUGCUCCACCGCAGCAGCAGAGACCCACGCCACUGAACACCCAGCAGGCGGCGGCGCAUCCCGCUGACCAGGAGGUGCCGGCCGAGGGAGUUGCUGGUCUGCCUCCUCAGACGCCGCACACCCUCAACUCGAUCAACAAGAUCCAGGAUAUCCAGCGGGACGUCCUCGAGCUGAUGGGCAAGGUGGAGCAGUUCAAGGGAACGCGCGAGGAGAAGGAGUACGCCUACCUGGACGAGAUGCUGACCCGCAAUCUGCUCAAGCUGGACACCAUCGACACGAAUGGCAAGGACAGCAUUCGACUGGCUCGAAAGGAGGCCAUCAAAUGCAUUCAGGCUUCGAUAAAUGUGCUGGAGGCCAAGGCCGAGGAGAAUGCCAGGGCGGCGUCGGGAGCCGGAGCUGCACCAGCAGCAGUAGUCAACCCAGUGGAGCCGGCCGAGGCAGCAGUUGCCCCAGAAGCCACUGGCCAGGCAGCGGAGCCAGUUACUCCACAGCCACAGGAUGCUACGAAAAUCCAGGAGCCCAUCCCUCUGCCGCCGCCACCGAAUGCUGCGCCCGCGGAAGGAUCAGCCGAAGCGACUGCGGCGGAGGAGCCAGCUGCUGCUGCUGCUGGACAAGCCACUCAGAUCGCCGCGCAGACGGAGACGACCACAACGACGUCGGAAUGAUGAACAGAGCGCCUCUACAAGGCGACCGUUUCGAAGCAGCUACGCAAAUUAACCAAAUUCAAGUGACAGACCGGCGGAGUCCCCGAUCCCGACGACUCAUUAAAAGGACAGCGACAAGGACCUCAUCCAUCUGAGAGAGAGAGGUCAAAGGUGAAUGCGAACUGGAUGCGGAUGUGAAUAUGUGAACAAGAGGAGGGAGCUGGCGGUGGAUCUUUGCUAGUAUUUCGUAGAAGCACACCCGUACUAUCUGAACAUGCAAAUCUCACGUGUGUCGAAGCACUCAACAACACCCACUCAUCCCCGCACAUCAUGCAUACACAGCACACACACCUCACCCACACACACACACAGCAUAGAUUAUAGGCUAGUAAGGAAAUUAAUAUUGAGAAAAAGUGCCUGCAUAGAAUUCGGAAGUUAACAAACAGAACGAACGCGAAAGCGAUUUGGCAACCGAGAGUUGUCCUUCACCUAAAAAGAGCUGAUUAUGUUUAAGCGAAUAUAGAAGAAGAUCACCGUGAGGAUAUGAUAUUUUUGAACCUGAGUCCAGUUUUUAUACGUAAAUUGCACCGAGGGGCAGCUAAAUGGGCAGAGCGAGCCGCCGUAUGAUCUCAUACAAAUCUACAGCCAUCGCGCUUGCUUGCCACAGCCACCUCAUUUUAAAUACACACCACACACACACGGCCUUACUGCAGGUGAAUUGUUAAAGAAAAGUAAAAACACACAUCUAGAAGAACUACGAUAACUAUUUAUGCUACUAAUUAAUGCGAAAAUAAAUGUAGAUAUUGUUGACUAUA